AUGGGUAAAGCUGAGAUUGAAGAAGAGGUGGAAGGAGAUCGCGUCGAAACUACCGAUUACUACUUCGAGAGAAUCGGCGUUCCUCUCUGUAUCAAAGACGAUGACGCUCAGUACGAUCUCGAUAACCCUCCGUCACAGCCUCUAGCUAUCUCCGAACGCCGCGGCCUCGUUUUUAUAGCAUAUUCCUCCGGGUUUUUUGUUGGAAGGACCAAGGAUGUAAUUUCUGCUGCCAAGGAUAGUAACGGGAAAGGUAGUAAGGUUUACAUCCAGGAUUUGAGCCUCGUUGAUGUUCCUGUUGGGGACGUUCGUAUAUUGUCUCUCUCAGCGGAUGAUUCUAUUCUCGCUGUCUCCGUCGCUGCUGAUAUUCAUUUCUUCUCUGUCGAUUCACUUCUUCAGAAGGAUGCAACACCUUCUUUUACAUAUUCACCUGAUGAGUCGGGCUUUGUUAAGGAUUUUCGGUGGACAACGAAAGAUAAACAUUCUUAUCUUGUUCUUUCAAACCAUGGGAAGCUCUUUCAUGGAAUUGAUAAUGCUCCCCCUAAACAUGUUAUGGAUGGUGUUGACGCUGUUGAAUGGAGUUCAAAAGGGAGUUAUAUUGCUGUGGCUCAAGAUAAUAGCCUGCGGAUUCUGUCGUCAAAGUUUAACGAGAAGCGGUGCAUAGCACUAUCGUUUGACAACUGGAUUGGUGAUUCUACUGAAAACUGUGUUGUGAAAGUUGAUUCUAUCAGAUGGGUACGCCAGAACUGUAUUCUUCUCGGAUGCUUUCUGCUGAUUGACGGCAUGGAAGAAAAUUACCUUGUUCAGGUUAUCAGGAGUCCAGACGGGAAGAUUACUGAUAGUCAGUCCAAUCUGGUUGCUUUGUCCUUCUCUGAUUUGUUUCCAUGUUCGAUGGAUGAUCUUGUUCCGGUUGGUGUUGGACCUCACUUGCUCUUUAGCUACAUAGACCAAUGCAAACUGGCGAUCACAGCAAACAGGAAGAGCAUAGAUGAGCAUGUUGUUUUGCUUAAUUGGUCACCCAGUGAUGAUCAAAGUGCAGUAACUGUUGUUGAUAUUGAUCGAGAGACCUACUUACCAAGGAUUGGACUCCAAGAAAAUGGAGAUGACAAUACGAUCAUGGGUCUCUGUACCGAUACGGUUUCUGUUGAGGGGAGCGUUAAAGUCGGUACUGGAGAUGAUGAUAUGAAAGAACUCUCGCCAUAUUGUGUUCUUCUGUGCCUCACUUUGGAAGGAAAGCUGGUCAUGUAUAAUGUUGCUAGUGUUGCAGGGCUCCCAACUACAUCUGAUUUUGAUUUGGUCUCCUCUUCUGAUAUUGAAGAUGCUUAUGCCCCUUCAACUGGAGAUGAUCUUUCUAAUCAGUCUUCUGAAGAGCCUGAACCACAAUGGAAGUUGAAUGCUUCGAUACAAAAUGAGAAGAGAAGCCUGACCUCGGAGAAUUCAGUUUCUUUGUUACCUACCGAACAAAGGUUCCCAAAUGAAGAAAAUUCCAGAAAGGAAAUCGAGUCUUUUAAAACUUCAGUGUCUGGGGACAUCAACGGGAAACAAGCACCCUAUGCUGAAAAAUCAUUACAAGCUGCAGAUGCUCAACAAAGCAUGGUUCCUAGGCAGUUCGGAACAAGUUUUGGGAAACCUCUUUUGUCCUCAGGAUAUGACACCAACAAAUUUGCAGAAUCUAGUUCUAUCCUCCCUGUUUCUGAUAAGCUUCAAAAAGAGAAAUCUGAGCAGUCUAGUUCUCUGCAUUUUCCGUCCAGUUUUAGUUCAAAGAGCACAGCAGCAUCAUUUUCAUUUCCUGGGAUGCAAAACGCUUUUGUUCCGUCACCAGAAAAUACACCACCUCAGCCAUGGUCAAGUGGGAAAGGCGUCUCAGCUCCAGGUUUUCUCUCUGGUCCUUUUCCUUCUGUGAAAGAUACUCAGCAUAAGCAAUCUGAACAGACUGGAUCUGAUUAUGUGAAUCCUCCUACAACCUUCAAAGAGAAGCCUGUACAAGUUAUUGAGUCUGCCAGAGCAUCAGCUUUGGGAAAUAUAACUCCUCCGCAAGGCCAAAAUCAGGACUCUGAUGAAGGGGUAGAAAAAAUCGAGCCAAUUCCGUCUAUCCGUGCCUCUCAAUUGUCACUACAAGUGAAAUCUUCCUUCGAAAAAUCCUCAGGUCAUCAGCAGCACAAAUCUCCGCUCAAUCCUGGACCUCUGAGACUUGAGCAUAACAUGUCAAAGCAACCCAGUAAUAUAAAUGAGAUGGCGAGAGAAAUGGAUGCGCUUUUAGAGUCCAUUGAAGGACCAGGUGGUUUCAAGGAUGCUUGCACCUUUUCACUUAAAAGUCAUAUCGAAGGAUUGGAACAAGGACUUGAAAGUCUUGCUGGCAAGUGCCAAACGGGGAAGAGCCUAAUUCAGGAGCAGGAAGCAGAUAUCCAACAUCUUCUGGACAAAACAAUUCAAGUUUUGGCAAAAAAGACAUACAUGGAGGGCAUGUAUAAGCAAACUUCUGAUAACCAGUACUGGCAACUUUGGAACCGCCGGAGGUUGAAUCCUGAGCUUGAGGCUAAGCGGCAGCAUAUUACGAAGCUAAACAAGGAUUUGACUCAUCAACUGAUUGAACUAGAGAGAUAUUUUAAUCGGCUUGAACUCGAUCGCUACCAAGAGGAUGGAGGGCUUCCUUUUACCCGAAGAGGUGUGCCAAAUAGGUCUACUCCUUCAAGACGUGUGCAGUCCCUUCAUAGCCUUCAUAACACAAUGAGUUCCCAACUGGCAGCUGCUGAGCAGCUCUCUGAGUGUCUUUCAAAACAAAUGACAUUUUUGAAAAUAGAGUCACCUGUCAAAAAGAAUGUGAAGCAGGAGUUGUUUGAGACAAUUGGGAUCCCUUAUGAUGCUUCUUUCAGCUCACCAGAAGCUGUAAAAGCUAAAAAUACAUCUUCAGCGAAAAAUCUAUUACUCUCUUCUAUUCCUGCAAGUAUAAAUGCACAGUCAAGACAACGUCAGUCAUCUGCUACGAAAAGUUCUGACCCUGAAACUGCAAGGAGGAGGAGAGAAUCACUUGACAGGAACUGGGCUGCUUUUGAGCCUCCAAAGACAACUGUCAAAAGGAUUCUUCUGCAGGAGCAGCAGAAGACGGGUAUGAACCAACAGACUGUGUCGAGUGAGAGAGUACGGUCUACGAUUAAUACACAAGAUCAAUCGCUGCUUCGCCUGAAAGAUCACGGAUCACCUGUAGUCUCCUCGAAUAAGGGAAGAAUGGAAUCAUUCCGACAAGACGCCUCUGAAGCUCAAUUAAAUCCGUUCAGAUCAACGCCACAAUCUAACAUUCCCUUUACCAUCUCUCCAAUCACUGCGUCAAAGCCAAGUUUCAAUUGGUCUGGACAUAAGUCGAACAGUACAGCUUCUUAUGCUGAGGAACCUGCCCCGUUGCAGAGUAAGGAUACUAAGUCAGUUUCACAAUCAGGAGGAUCAAAUUUGCUUCUGAAACGACCAGUGGCCUCGACUGUAUUUGACCAGACAGAAAAGAAUGCUGGAGAAGUGAAAGUUUCUGAAGGCAAGGCAAAUGUGUUUCUUAAUACAGCUGCUAAAUCAAGCCAAAGUUUUGGCGUUCAAACCAGUAGCAGUAUCCUUGGUGAUAAAAUAACGUAUCCUGUUGCAACGGUAUCAGUUUCAUCUUCGCCUUUGUCUAGAACGUCGCUUGAUUCCUCUUCAAAAGAUUCAGUUCCAGCAUCUACUCCCAUCAGCGUGGCCCCCGCCCCUCAAAUGUUUUCAGUCACAUCGACAUCUACAGUAUCAGCUACAAGUUUCAACGUUCCAUUUGGUAAAACGUUGACCAGUGCCAGUUUGGAUCUCAAUCAAGCGGCUACGCCAACACCUUCUCAAUCACCUGGCCCCACAGCUGGUUUCUCUUUUAAGUUACCAGCUUUGUCUCCAUCAUCCCCUGAAAUUGGCUCAUCUUCAGCAGGCCAAUCUUCACUAUUUCCACCAUCUUCUGAAGCAUCACAAGUGUCAUCUACUCUGGUCUCUGCUACCAGUUCCCUACCAGAUAGUAAUCGUUUGUUUUCAUCAACCUCAUCAUCUUUGCCUGCUCCAGUUACUUCGACCGCUCCUGACGUGUUUCAGUCUCCUCAAGUUUCCAUCCCGUCUUCUACUGUGUCCCUUACAGAGCCAGCAGUCUCAGAACCUAAAAAGCCAGAGGCUCAAAAUUCGACAAUUCCAAGUACGGAAAAUACUGUAGAUUCCGUAGCAAAUGCAACAAAAUCACAGACUGAGCUGCUGCCAGUGAAAAAUGAGAUUUCAAACCCAGAGACUACAGUAACCCCCGUCAGUUCAUCUGGGUUCCUGUCUGGAUUUUCAUCCGGAACACAGUCUAGUCCUGUAAGCACGGCACCUCCUUCAUUCAGUUGGCCAGGUAGUUCGCAGCCGCAACAACAAUCUUCUUUCCCUGCAUCCUUAUCAACUUCUGCAAGUCCAUUUGGUGAGAAGAAAGAGACUGUGGAUUCACAGGAAGAUGAAAUGGACGAAGAAGCUCCAGAGGCUAGCCAGACGACUCAACUUAGUAUGGGUGGUUUCGGCGGUUUUGGGCUUGGGUCAACUCCAAACCCGUCUGCUCCCAAAGCGAACCCAUUUGGUGGUCCCUUUGGUAAUGCUACAACAACAACAACAAGUAAUCCGUUCAAUAUGACUGUCCCCAGCGGCGAGCUAUUCCGACCUGCUUCAUUCAGUUUUCAAAAUCCUCAACCAUCUCAGCCCACAGGUUUUGGUGGAUUUUCUACAACACCUUCACAAACUCCCACUCAGAGCGGAUUUGGCCAAGCGUCACAGGUUGGUGGAGUAGGUCAGCAAGCUCUAGGAUCGGUUCUUGGUUCAUUUGGACAGUCGAGGCAGAUAGGUGCUGGUCUCCCUGGUGCUACGUUUGGCUCUCCUAGUGGAUUUGGUGGCUCCAGCCCAGGAAGUGGUGUCCCAAACGCACCAGCAUCUGGAGGUUUUGCAGCUGCUGGUUCAAGUGCCACUGGCGGCUUUGCAGCCAUGGCUUCAGCUGGUAGAGGAUUUGCUGGUGCUUCUUCUAGUCCGACUGGUGGCUUCGCUGCUUUAGCCUCAGGUGGUGGAGGCUUUGCCGGUGCCGGUGCUGCUCCAGGAGGCUUUGCUGGUGCUGCUCCAGGAGGAGGUGGAUUUGGUGGACUUGGUUCUGGCUCCGGAGGUUUUGGAGGCUUUGCUCCUCCUAAUAGUGGAGGUUUCGCCGGAGCAGCAGGAGGUGGUGGUUUUGGAGGUUUCGGCGGCCAAGGCCAAGGACAAGGCCAAGUCGGUGGUGGUGGGUUCUCAGCCUUUGGUGGCAACUCCGGAGGAGCAGGAAAGCCAUCGGAACUUUUCACACAGAUGAGAAAAUGA
Messenger RNA from Microthlaspi erraticum, 5355 nucleotides. The record is from the annotation of a GenBank genome assembly. Lineage: Eukaryota; Viridiplantae; Streptophyta; Magnoliopsida; Brassicales; Brassicaceae.